Rhincodon typus (whale shark) is the source of this 2987-nucleotide messenger RNA. RefSeq lists its product as uncharacterized. NCBI's taxonomy places the organism in Eukaryota, Metazoa, Chordata, Chondrichthyes, Orectolobiformes, Rhincodontidae. The transcript is spliced from 2 exons. The coding region runs from base 478 to 1146 and encodes 222 amino acids. The record is from RefSeq and is a predicted model, not a curated record.
GCACGAGUACGCAAACAGCGCACUGCUGAAAUAUUACCCCCACUGCCUGUAGCAACCUAUUGGCAGGAAACUGUAAAGGAGAAACAAAUAGCCUUCUUUGGCACCCACCUAUAUACCAUUAAAAAAAUACAUUUGCAACUGCUGUGAGCCACGGCAGCUUCAGUACAGUAGUCUGGUUUCUGGAUUAGGACAGAAAACAGUGUAAUUGGAACCAUCCCUAUAUAUUUCACAGUAGAACCAUAAGCCAGAUGCCAGCAGGUUGCUAUGAAGCUGUAAUUAAAUAACUAUGCAAAAAGAAGCAGAUGCAAUUGGAGAAAAUUAUUCUUCCGUCUGAUGACUUAACCAAGUUGUUCUACCUACAUUUUUACAUUAUUCGAUGAUGACGACUGAUUCAAAAUUUAACAAUGUUUUAUCUGCGUAAUGCUCUGUGAAAGAAUGGUAACUCUCCAUCAGGUUUUAUAACGUAAUGUCGUAAACAUGAAGCUGACUGGUUCUGAGCCAGACCAGGUGGCAUUCUUUGUUGGACUGUGGUGCUGUGUCUGUGUGGCUUUGGUGAGAAGCAGUAACCACACACUCAUCUUUCAAAAAGAAAGUAACUUCCGCAAUUGCAGCUGCUUCUCUAGCAUCCCAGACUGUGGGUUUGCUCUUGCCAACCUUGCAUGCAACUGUAAGACUGUCUCGUCUCAAGAAAUCGACAAGGCCAGCCCAACCUUCAGCUACGGCAGUGAAUUAGUCGUAUGGGUGUCAGAUACUGCUACUCUGGGGCUGUUGCUGAACUACUCAUCAGUUCCAAACCUCAGGUUGUCUUUGUGCAGUCCUAAUGCCGUACUUACAGAAUAUCUUGUCAUCUUUGGCCUGAAAAAUCUCUGUGUGACAAAUCCUAAGGCGAAUGCCUAUCCGCUGCAAAACAUAACAAUAUACAGCACGGGUGGCACAGCUGUCAAGUCAACCUUGCAGAAUAGCACAGGAUUCUCAUUUUAUAUUUCAUUCUUAAACAUGGCUCUGUUAAAUGGAGAUUCUAAGUUAAAAGCGUACUCAGUACCUAAUGUCACAAACAUUGCAGAAUAUUUUCCAGAUCUUCAUUAUGACACUGCUUCUCUGCCUUCUGAGGCUAACAGUUCAUUUGUUACAUUCAUCUACGUUUAGGAGCUGUACAGUAACAUGUUUUUUGACAGUCAACAAAGUGCAACACAGAUGCUGAGUUGGUGAUUUUUUUUUUGUCCGCGCAUUUUGGGGAAUUUUAAAGCACAAAUGUUCCCUUAUUCCUUCCUGUAUUUCUUUUUAAUGCUAUCUUUAUGCAGAAGCUUCAAUUAUGGACAAGGAAAUGUGCUUGCCAAACAUCUACAAUCAACUAACUUCACUAAGCUAGGUUAGGAAUAUAACUUUGAAGAUAAUGUUAGGCCAUCAUUGUGACUGUCAAGGCUUAAUUUAUUAAAACAUAAUGUUAUGAAAAUAAGGAAUUUUUUCAAUUUAAAAUGCCUAAAAUAACACUAACAGCAAUAUAUGUAACAAUGACAAUACUGUAAUCAGGUUUGCAAGAUUUCUGUGAUAACACAGUGUGGAGCUGGAGGAACACAGCAGGACAAGCAGCAUCAGAGGAGCAGGAAAGUUGAUGUUUCAGGUCGUGACUCAUCAGAAAUUUUCUGACCCUUUUCUGAAGAAGGGUCCCGACCCAAAAUGUCAACUUUCCUGCUCCUCUGAUGCUGCCUGGCCUGCUGUGUUCCUCCAGCUCCACACUGUGUUAUCUCUGACUCCAGCAUCUGCAGUUCUUACUAUCUCCCUGCAAGAUUUCUGUGUUGUGCUGAACCUUAUUAUUAUUGAGGUAUUUCAGACAAGCGAACCAACUUUAAUGUCACAUGAAAAAGACUAUUAACAAUAGCAUAUAGGCUAUACGUGUGUUUAAGCUGACACAUGUUCACAGAUCACAGAAUUCACAGAGUGAGAUCAUUCCUUCUAAACUAUGACCUAUAAGUAUGAAGAACACCCUUAUUCACCGCACUUUGCAAAUGAAAUUUGAUUUUAAUGCAGAGCAACUAUUCCACUGAUGCAGACAGGGAGCAGGAAUCAGGAAAUCUGAGAUAGAUGAGCAGGAAAUCUGGAGUCUGAGAACAAGUGACUUAGGAGGCCCGAAGAAGUAAGCAGCACUGAAGAAUCCAAAACAUAAACAUCAGGAUUGGAUUAGUGGCAAAUGCACUCCCCAGAAUAAGAUUAUUCGUAUGAUCAUUUGCACAUAAGAUUACCCACUAUUUUCAACACAUAAAUUGUUAUCUUCUACACAAACACCUACUGUGUUUUUUCUGUUGGCAACACUAGAUUUUACACUGAUAAUAUAUUUUCAUGACAGUGUAGUGAAGCCUGACACUGGAAUUCUAAUGACUUCUCCAGUAGUGUUAACUUAUAUGUUAAUAUGUAAUUGUAACAAUAUAAUUUUAACUUCAACCUGACUUUACAUGUCAAGAAGUAAUUUUAUUGAAUAAUGCAUAUUUCAUGGUUUCCCAAUGUCUCAAAGAGCUGCACAACCAGUGAUGUAUUUUUGAGGAGUAGUCACUUGUAACUUAAGCAGCCAAUUUGUCCACAGUAAGGGUUCACGCAUGGCAAUGAGUUAAAUCUCAAAUAAUCUGUUUCACUGCUUUUCAUUGAGGUAUAACCAUUGGCCAGGUUUUGCCUCUAACAAGAUUGCUUUGAGACAGGAACACAUUGCAACUUUCAAAUGUUGCUGGUACCAGUCCUGUCUCACAGCCUGUCGCUGCAAGACCAAGCAGAUUCUGCCUAUGUCUUUCAAUUUAAGACAGUUGAAAGGAUAAUUAAAAUAGCUAUUGCGAUACUACUGCUGAACAUUUAACAUGGGUAUUUUUAACUUAUAUCACUGCAUGGAUUGGAAAUCCAUUUGAUACCUCACAUGAUUUUCUUUUGCUUAUUUUGAUUUCAGGAGACUACCAAUUCCUUUCAAACAUGUUUCACCCAAUAAAGUUACCUGCUUUGUGUUG